UAUCUCACAAAAGCGUUUUUAUUUCUGAUAAUACUAGUCAGCCAAAGCGAUGAGUUUCCAAAUUUCGAUGUUGAAAAAAUGCAACGUAAUCUGGAAUCUGAUAAUUUGAAUAUAACUCGUGAGGAAGAUGAUUUCGAUGCCAUUAACCGUUGGUUCGAUUACAAUGUUCUUGAGCGUCAUGGACAACUGCUACUUUUAAUAGCUUGUCGCCAGCUUACCCAAGUCGAAGUGAACUUUCUGUUGACACACAUACAUACACUACCUGGUUGAGAGCUGCUGGCGUGGAUCAGAAAGCCUGCACCGCGAUCAAAAAUAAAUAUGCGAUUUACAGAACCACGUGGGAUCGGUGCUGCUUAUUCUGAUGAAAAAACAUUGCUGGCGGUUUGCUCAGAGGAAACAGAGAUGAAUCCCAAGCUGCUGCAAUAUAACAAAGCUGAGGAUAAGUGGCAAGAAUACGCGAGUAUAGAAAUCGAUUAGCAAUGAUAUACGACUUCCGAGUUCGUAUGGGAGUUCGUAACAACAAACCACAUGGUGCAAGAUAUAUUAAGUUGAUUUUUGCCUAUCGCUUGAUGUCAAUCUAAAUAUUCUUAACGAAAUUUCGCAGAUUUGCUCUUUGGAAGCUUACGGUGGUUUUAUAGCUUGCGUAUUGCUGGAUAAUAAACUAUGGGCUUUUACUGCAAAUUCUUUCCUAGGAAGACAUAUGAAUCAGUAUAUGACGAGGAAAAUGGCCGUUGGGGACAAAAGUGCUCACUACCCGAAAGAAGUAUUCAUUCCUGUUUUGUUGCGCCUUAAGACGUCGAAAUGAAAGAUCAAUAUUAAUAAAUAUAUAUCUUGUAAUAAAAGCUCUUAUAAGAAAUACCAGAGAUAUUUUUGAUAUUCUCGUA
Bactrocera tryoni is the source of this 884-nucleotide messenger RNA. RefSeq lists its product as uncharacterized. NCBI's taxonomy places the organism in Eukaryota, Metazoa, Arthropoda, Insecta, Diptera, Tephritidae. The record is from RefSeq and is a predicted model, not a curated record.